CGUCGCGAGGUGAGGCUUUCUUAUCCCAGCUGUCGUUAUUAUGUAGCGCAUAGUUUGUGGUGGAAAAAAAGCUGCGGCGGCGGCGUCUGGGUUUGCGUUAAAUUUUAUGAUCUUUUACAACUGAUCCAUCGGCUCGAAUCUGAUUUCACAGCCAUGUCAACUGGACCUACACAUAAACAUCGUUAUAAAAAUGUAGGAUUAGAUUCACAAGAAUUACGGAGACGCAGAGAAGAGGAAGGAGUUCAAUUAAGAAAGCAAAAACGUGAGCAGCAGUUAUCAAAACGUCGCAAUGUCCCUAACAUUGUUGCGGAUGAAGAUAAUGUUACAACUACGGAUGAAUAUUCACUUCCUACAGCACAAUCGCAAUCUCCUGGUAUUAUAACAACUGAAAUGGUAGAUGCGUUAUAUAGUCCUAACAUACAAGAUCAAUUGAAUGCAACACAGAAAUUUAGAAAAUUAUUAUCAAGAGAGCCAAAUCCUCCUAUAGAUGAAGUGAUACAAACGGGAAUUGUGCCACAAUUUGUUCAAUUUCUUAAAAAUAAUACAAAUUGCACUCUGCAGUUUGAAGCAGCAUGGGCUUUGACAAAUAUAGCAAGUGGUACGUCACAGCAAACACGUAUUGUAAUAGAUGCAGGAGCUGUUCCUACUUUCAUUUCUUUACUUGGUUCUGAAUAUGAAGAUGUUCAAGAACAAGCUGUCUGGGCAUUGGGCAAUAUUGCAGGGGAUAGUCCCGAAUGUAGAGAUCAUGUAUUAGCCAACGGUAUCCUCACUCCACUGUUGCAAGUACUUUCGAAAGCAACGCGUCUCUCUAUGACCCGCAAUGCGGUAUGGGCAUUAUCAAAUUUAUGUCGGGGAAAAAAUCCAGCACCGGCUUUCGCAAAAGUCGCGCCAUGUCUACCAGUGUUAGCACAUCUUCUUAAUCAUACUGAUUACGAUGUACUCGCUGAUGCUUGUUGGGCGCUUUCUUAUUUGAGCGAUGGUCCAAAUGAUAAGAUACAAGCCGUUAUCGAUGCCGGUGUUUGCAGGCGCCUCGUAGAACUUCUUAUGCAUGAACAGAAUAACGUAAUAAGCGCAGCUCUUCGUGCUGUAGGAAAUAUAGUUACUGGAGAUGAUGUGCAAACUCAAGUUGUAUUAAAUUGUUCAGCAUUACCAUGUCUAUUGCAUCUUUUAAGUUCACCGAGAGAAAGUAUUCGUAAAGAAGCUUGUUGGACAGUUUCUAAUAUCACCGCCGGCAAUCCGCAGCAGAUACAAGCAGUGAUCGAUACCAAUAUUUUUCCGGUUUUAAUUGAAAUUUUGAGUAAAGCUGAAUUUAAAACACGUAAAGAAGCAGCAUGGGCAAUUACAAAUGCUACUAGCGGUGGAACAGCCGAUCAAAUUCGAUAUCUCGCAAUGCAGGGAUGUAUUCCACCAUUAUGCGAUCUACUUACAGUUAUGGAUGCCAAAAUUGUUCAGGUCGCGUUAAAUGGAUUAGAAAAUAUUUUGCGUUUGGGAGAAAAAGAUGCACCUAUGCAUAAUGGUCUUAAUCCUUAUGCAGUUCUUAUCGAAGAAUGUUAUGGCCUAGAUAAAAUAGAAUUCUUGCAAUCUCACCAAAAUAUGGAUAUUUAUCAAAAGGCCUUUGAUAUUAUCGAACGAUUCUUUGGGUCUGAAGAAGAAGAUACUAGACUUGUGCCCUCUAUCGAUUCACAAGGACAGGAAUAUCAAUUUACUGCACCAGAUUCUUCCCAAUUACCUGUGCAAGGCUUUGAAUUUUAAUCAACUAUAUUUAAAUUCUAAAUAUAAUCUUAUUUCAUUAAGUGUUAUUUGUUCUAUGGGGUUUAUAGUAUCUCUAAAAUCGAUACAUUGACAUAAAACAUGAUUUUACAUAUUUGCCCAUAUAACUUCAAUUUAUUUGUAUCAAAAAUACUAAUGAAAUAACGCAAAAUUAUCUAUUUUUU
Camponotus floridanus (Florida carpenter ant) is the source of this 1934-nucleotide messenger RNA. It is a transcript of the gene Kap-alpha1, whose product is annotated as importin subunit alpha-7-like. Gene Ontology annotation, cellular component: nucleoplasm; cytoplasm; nucleus. Gene Ontology annotation, biological process: NLS-bearing protein import into nucleus. Bases 154 to 1752 code for a protein of 532 amino acids. The transcript is spliced from 8 exons. The record is from RefSeq and is a predicted model, not a curated record. Lineage: Eukaryota; Metazoa; Arthropoda; Insecta; Hymenoptera; Formicidae. Gene Ontology annotation, molecular function: protein binding; nuclear import signal receptor activity.